GAAGCGGGCCGACAGCAGCCUCUGAACACCGCAGUGCAUGCUACCGCUCAGCCUGCUCCUCUGUUCGCCUUUCUUCCACAUCAGCGACGCCACGGAGGAAAACAGACGUCCUGUCUGUGAUUUUUACCCCAAACACCGGAGGACUGCCCGCGUCCUGACAAGUCUGCUCGCUCCCCUCCUGUCUGCCCGCAUUCUGCUCUGUCAGAGCCUGGAAAGGUCCGCUCUGGAGACCGCAUCGUGUUCAAUUAACGGGGAUAUGGGAGCAUUAAAGCCGUGCUGCCUUCAAUGCCGCAGUGUGUGCGGGGAUGCUCUGCAGGUGCGGUGUGUGGUGUAAAUAGGACAGAAUUCAGAAGAUAAAGUUGGCAGUUUCACCGCUGACUACUCACUGGAACGGUUUUUCCAGUCACAGACUUUCUGCAAGAUCAAAGGUGCAGCGGGGGCGAGGCUGCUCGCGGGUCAAAACAAACCUGACGCCAUGGAUGUGGAUGAGGAAGAAAACAUGAGUUCAAGCAGCACAGACGUUAAGGAAAACCGAAACCUGGACAACGUGUCCUGCAAAGACGGGAUGGGAGUCGGUGAUCAGCUCCCCAAUGGAAGCGGCCAUGGCAGUCGAAAGCGCCCCUUAGAGGAGGGCAACAAUGGCCACGCACAUUCCAAGUUCCGAGCCAAGAAGCGCAAGAAAACACCUGGACCGGUGUUGCCUAAGAAUGCUCUGAUGCAGCUGAAUGAGAUCAAACCAGGUCUCCAGUACAAACUGCUGUCUCAGACUGGGCCGGUCCAUGCACCAGUGUUUGUCAUGACUGUGGAGGUCAAUGGGCAAAUGUUUGAGGGCAUGGGUCCAACCAAGAAGAAAGCUAAACUAAAUGCAGCUGAGAAAGCGCUGCGUUCCUUUGUUCAGUUUCCCAAUGCGUCUGAGGCUCACCUGGCCAUGGGCCGUACACUUACAGUGAAUACAGACUUUACAUCAGAUCAAGCGGACUUCCCUGACAUGCUCUUCAAUGGUUUUGAGACACCAGCUCCUCCUGAAGAAUCCUUCUAUCUAGGCUCCAACGGUACAAACUCACUAGGGGAGUAUCCAUUACCCACACCACCUGGCAGCAACCUUGUCCAGGCUCCGUUGCCCUCUCCAUCUGCAUUCAGCUCACCCUCCACUGGCAAAAACCCGGUCAUGAUCCUCAAUGAGCUCAGGCCAGGCCUCAAAUAUGACUUUGUCUCAGAGAGUGGUGAGAGUCACGCCAAGAAUUUUGUGAUGUCAGUAACUGUGGACUCAGAGACGUUUGAAGGCUCAGGGCGCAACAAAAAGCUGGCUAAAGCCCGGGCAGCACAGGCCGCCCUCUCUGCUCUCUUCAACAUGCAGCUAGACCAGACACCGUCCAGGCAACCCAUACCAAGAGAGGGGUUGCAACUUCACCUUCCCCAGGUUCUGGCUGACGCUGUCUCUCGCCUGGUGGUGGAUAAGUUCAGUGAGCUGACAGACAACUUCACCUCCCCUCAUGCACGAAGAAAAGUCCUGGCAGGAGUCGUCAUGACAACAGGGACUGAUGUGAAGGAAGCACAGGUCAUCUGUGUCUCCACGGGAACCAAGUGCAUCAACGGUGAGUACAUGAGUGACCGCGGCCUGGCACUAAACGACUGCCAUGCAGAGAUAAUCGCCCGACGCUCGCUCAUCAGGUACCUCUACACCCAGCUGGAGUUCUACCUCAGCAACAUAAAAGAGGACCAUCACAAGUCCAUAUUUGUGCCAUGUGACAAAGGAGGCUACAGGUUACAGGACAACGUUCAGUUUCACCUCUACAUCAGCACCUCGCCCUGCGGAGACGCCAGGAUUUUCUCUCCGCACGAAGCCGGAGUGGAAGAUCAGGGAGACCGGCACCCAAACCGCAAAGCAAGAGGCCAACUCAGGACCAAAAUAGAGUCAGGGGAGGGCACCAUUCCUGUACGGUCCAGUAACACCAUCCAGACCUGGGACGGCGUGCUUCAAGGAGAGAGGUUGCUCACCAUGUCCUGCAGUGACAAGAUCGCAAGGUGGAAUGUGGUGGGCAUCCAGGGCUCUUUAAUGAGCUACUUCACCGAGCCCAUCUACUUCUCCAGCAUCAUCCUCGGCAGCCUUUACCAUGCCGACCACCUCUCCAGGGCCAUGUACCAGCGCAUUGCAGAUAUCGAGGACCUGCCCCAGCAGUUCACCCUCAACAGGCCUCUACUCAGCGGUAUAAGCAACGCUGAGGCUAGACAGCCGGGCAAGGCGCCGAACUUCAGCGUGAAUUGGACUGUCGGCGAUCAGGCACUGGAGGUGAUCAACGCCACCACGGGGAAGGACGAUAUGGGCCGGCCUUCCAGACUCUGCAAACACGCCCUCUACAGCCGCUGGGUGCGCCUGCACUCGAAGCUGUCAUCCAUCCUGCGGAUCAAAGUGCCCAAGCCCAGCUCAUACCAUGAUGCCAAGCAGGCGGCCAUGGAGUACCACUCUGCUAAAAAGGCCCUCAUCAAGGCCUUCCACAAGGCCGGCCUGGGGGCCUGGGUCAAAAAGCCCAUCGAGCAAGACCAGUUCACCCUCAGCUCCUGAUUGAGUCCGGGGACCAAAUGGAGAGGGGGGGUUUCCCAAUGCACCAGCUCCUCCCGCCCUCCCUCCCUGACCCAGGCCGGAAAACUUAUUGAGCCCCUCAGUAACAUUUUAUUUCCGUCCCCAUGUGUGAGCUAUACAUGUGCACUUGUCACCUGCGUGGCUCCACGAACUCUCCAUAGCUCAUCAUUCCUCAGAGGACCUCCGCCUCAUCUUGUUUCUCAUUUUUGAUUUUUAAGCCUAUAAUUUUGGUUUUAAUUGUUUUCUGUUUUUAAACUGGAACCAUUAUUCUUUUUUUUUUCAGUCACUUUGUUUUCAGGACAGAAAUGUUCCUCAUGCUGUAGGUGUGAAAAAGUGGCGAAAAUACAAUUUUUGUCUCUUUUCGCAAAAUGAGUGUAGCCUUUUUAGGGGAACAUGUAGCAUAGAAGAAAUAUAUUUUUGUUGUUGUUGUUACUGACUAAUACCAAUGUGUAUGGACCUAAAGAUAAUUGCUAAAAUUAAAAACAGUGAUCUUUAAUUUAAUGAUUCAUAAAUCCUCAAGAUGUAAAUCUAGUUCAGAAAAGUGAAAAUAUUCUAGGUAUAACAUAUAAUGUGUGUUUCUCUCAUGCGUUCUUAGCCCCUUUUAUUAAAGGUGAAAAUGUUCUAAAACAAUGUCGCCCUGUUUGAUUGAUUCACAAUAAAACAAAUUCAGGACAGGUGUGACUGCAGCUUAGCACUCUCAAGUUAAUAUUUUGUGAUUUUCUUUUUCAUUCAUUUAUUCAUUCAUUUGUCCUCAAAGGUAUUUCCCAUCGCUGUCACUUCAUACUUGAAUAUCCGGGUGGGUCAUGUUGGAGUCCUCCCCCUCACCUGGGUCCCGGGACGAAGCUUUAGGAGGCGCUGCACGUUCUAUUAUUUUUUCCUUGAUUUAUUUGGUUUCCUUUUUGAAUCCAUGGCUUUGCAUGGAAACUGAACUGAGAGGCUUGCCGAGCAGAAAACAAGCGACGGGGAACUCUAUGCGUCAAUGAUUUUUGAAUGAAUGCCAGCAACUUUCUCCACAGGCAGCUUUGAAUCUUUGUCUCUAUUUUCUAAAUUUCUUGUGAUUAAUUGAAUGAUUUUUGGGGGGCUUCAAGAGAAGAGGGUUUUUUUCUGUUUGUUUGUUUACUUUCUGUGUUCCCUUAUCAAAAAAGGAUAAAUGGGGAUGAAACUACUGAGAGAACAGUGACUGUACAACAAACUUCUCAGACUUCUUGUAUUUACACCACAGAGACCCCUGACAGCUGUCAGAUCAGAUAAUAGUAGAUGUCCUGUAGCACACAUAUGGUACAGUAUAUGAAGCUAGAUUCAAGAUAUGCCACAUUAAGCCCAUCUGUGGUGGCUGUGAUGCAAACAUGCAAUCUCCACAACGUUGUCCUUGGAAGCACCUUCACAGACCGUGCAUGAACAGACUCAGAAGCUGUAUGCUGAAACCUGAUGCCAGUAGUGUCCAACCAAAUGUACAGUUUUCCAGUUUGAUGUUCAGCCUCCUGUAUUAACGCCUCUCUGUGUAUUAACUCCUGUUCACCGUGAGUCAAUACUCUUCCAUGUUUUAAACUGGUCAAUGAAAACGCAUUUCUAAGAAACUUCAGUCAAUUCCUGUUUCCAGCUGUAGGAUGAAAAACACAGUUUGAGUGUGAAAUUUGUGUGUGCUCAGGUGUCUUUCAGCAUACUCAGUUAAAUUUUCACCAAAGAUGUAGAUUUUCACGUGUUUUUCCCCCAGUGUUAAUAACACCUGUUUUUUAAUGGCUUGCUAUUAUUCCGCCAUCAUCCCUUUACUGGCAGGUUGUUUUUUUUUUUUGUACUUGUGUUUUCUGCAAAAAAAAAAGUAUAUUCCAUAUUGGGCAUAAAAGUCAGGCUUCUUUAGUGCAAAUGUAGCUGUCAGCGCCCACCAUGCAUUUUGUGACCUGCAAUCAUAACUGUUGCAAUAUACUUGUUCUGCGCAUAUAAGGAACAACAAAUGUGGCAAAUUCUCCCUCUGUGGAAACCUUUUGGAUCUCUCCUUUGUCAGUAGGAAUGUGAAGAUCUUAUUGUUCCUAUAUAUAAGUUUAUGAAUCACUGACUACAGCCAAUGUACAGCAUGGCACCAACACUUCCAGAGUCGACAUGAUUCAUUUCCAUUGUAGCAAGACAGAUACAGCAGGAAGAAAAAAAAGCAGCACUGUUACAUUUCUCCUCCACCAGCUGGCACUCGUGAUGUCAUCGAAGGUUGUCCAAUCCUCCUUGUUUUGAUUUAAUUUUCUAAGCCAUCAUUAGAAAAUCAAAGUUGUGUUCAAAAUGUUCACUCACUCAGAUUGUGUGUGUACAAAAAAACUGAAUGAUGCAGGUGGAGCCAGCGUUUUGGUGUUGCAACACUAAAUUCUGCUUUAAUGUGUUUAUUUGCAGGUAUAUUGCAUAAACAAGCACCAGCAGCAUACAUCACAUUAUAAAUAAAUGGUUUUUUUAAAACCUUA
This is a messenger RNA of Xiphophorus couchianus (Monterrey platyfish), 5025 nucleotides long. It is a transcript of the gene adarb1b, whose product is annotated as adenosine deaminase RNA specific B1b. The record is from RefSeq and is a predicted model, not a curated record. Bases 476 to 2563 code for a protein of 695 amino acids. Gene Ontology annotation, biological process: RNA processing; adenosine to inosine editing. Lineage: Eukaryota; Metazoa; Chordata; Actinopteri; Cyprinodontiformes; Poeciliidae. Gene Ontology annotation, cellular component: nucleolus; cytoplasm. The transcript has 13 exons. Gene Ontology annotation, molecular function: double-stranded RNA binding; double-stranded RNA adenosine deaminase activity; tRNA-specific adenosine deaminase activity.